AUGGCCAGAAGAAGUCUUGAUGCAUGUCAAUGCGAGGUGAAGGUUGUAUGCGAGAGAAUGUGUUUGGAUGUUUUGGCAGUGUGGGCGGGUUCAGGCAAAUGGGGUAAAGCUAGAUAUUGGCUUUCAGAAGCCUCCGGUAUUUGGAUGGUGAGAAGGUUGAAUAUUAGAGGGGGAGUUUCAUUUCCAGAGGAUAAAGAGCUUCAAAUAAUGGAUUCAUGGAUGCCCGUGACACCAGAGAAGCCAAUUCCAACAAGAUCUAAUCCGAUCCCGGUCAACUGGGAUGGGAACCCAAUGGGGAGAGCAAAUUGGCAGGAAGUAAUUGAAUUCUCAAAUGGGUAUGCAGAGGAGAUGCCAAAUUACAAUGGGUUGAGGCGAAAUUCGAACCUGACAGGGCAGGUGGUUCAGAAAGAAGGGUACAAUGGCUAUGAUGCAGGAUUGGCUCAGAAGAACAGGAUGAUCAAUCACAUUGCAGGGUCUCACACUCAGACCUUACACAGUGACAACUCAGGUUGGAAGAAUGAUACAUUUGCACAACUGCUACUAAUGCAGAAUGCCACCCUCACAACCACUGCAAACAGGGACCCGAACGGAAGCCAAAACAUGGCAGCAAAUAGUCCCUUGAUGCCAAAUUCGCAUUUGCAGUCUCAUGUUGAUUGCAGCCAGAGAGAUUCGACCACCUCUGAUGGUCUGUUGUUCAACAACCAGAAUCACUAUGCAGGCUUUGACCCUUCGAGUAAUUUGGCAAAUAGGCCUCUGAUUCUGGAAAUGCAUUCUCGAGUUGACAGCAAUCUAAGAGAGAACCCUGCAAGUUUGUUUUUCAGCAACCAAAAUCACUACUCGGGUUCAAACUCAUCGGACUACAGUGACAACUAUACCCAGAUACCCAACUAUGGAUUCCCCAUACCUUAUGAACCGCACUGGGAUCUAAAUUCCGCAGCAGCAGAAAUAAAUGCUGCCUCAAGUGUUACCAACACACUCCAGUUCGCACCAAUAACACCAGAUCGGGUCAAGAAGCUAGAGAACAACCAGUAUUCUGCAACACCGAACAUAAUAAGAAACGAAAGCUCAAGUGAGGCAAGGGACAAUGAUACUUCACUUACAUCAUUAGGAAACAAGUCAACUCUGGACCUGAGUGAUGAACUUUUACAGAGCAUUGUAAACUCAUCUCCUGCUGCCAAUAAUACACUACACAAAGAAAAUAAAGAUUCUGAGAAGGGAAGUAUUCCUGGCUUGAAUCUGAACGAGACACCCCAGCAGAAACCACCAAGACGAAGAAAACACAGGCCCAAGGUAAUAAGGGAAGGCAAGCCCAAAAGGACUCCAAAGCCUAAAACUCCAAAAAAUACCAAGGAGGCCCAGACAACAAAGAGGAAGUACGUGCGCAAGAAUAUUCAGAAAGAAUCAGCACCUGAACUGGCUGAUGCUUCAAGGGAGAUGGUCAAGGCCAACGGCAAAACAGCUGCAAAAUCUUGCCGGAGAGCACUAAAUUUUGAUGUGGAGAAGAUUGUUGAUGAAAGCCAGGAAUUAGCAGUUGGUCAGCAGGAGUUGCCUCAUUGGAAUAAAGGGGCCUUUAGUUUGAGUUCAGACUCUCGAGCCACAGAAUUGUGCCCUGGAACUUACAGUGUUUCUGGAACAAAGUCUGUUGUGCAGAUUGAACAGUGGACGGGCUUAAUGGAAGAACAGCAGCAAUCUGGAAACAUAAAUGAUCUAAUCCAUUCCACAAGUCAAUUGCAAACUAACUAUGUACCACUGCAACAAAGGCAAGCAGCUGCAGCGUCAUUAGCUCCAGAGAAAGACUGGUCCGUAGAAGAUCCACAUGUGAUAGGGAGAAAUAUAGAUGAGAGAUAUUCUGACCCUUUCCAAAACAGCUGUAGCAAUGGAUGGAAUCCCAUAUCACAACAAAUCCAUGCUGAAGGAAUAGACAAAGUAGUCUUUCAAGCAAACUCUAAUUAUGAUAGCAUGGAGAAAGAAUUGUCUAGGAAUACAACCCAAUCAGUUCCAAAGUUUCCAUCUAAUUCCAGUGCAGCAAGAGGGUCCAAGAGAGAGCAUUUUCAUAUUAUCGAGGGCACAAAUCCCAAUAUCCAAUAUCCAGUCAUUUCAAUGUUGUACCAAGAGAUCCAAACGGAUGAAUGUUGCAAAAAGGGCCAAGUUCUUGGCAGAGGUUUAUCAGAAACUUACAAAAAAAAGAAAACUGUGAGUGGACUCCAUACAAACAUCUCUGGAAUGCCUUGCGUAACAGAAGUUGAAGAUGGUUCGGGAAAAGCUAAAACAAAACAAAUGAAUGAUAACAGUGUAAAUGGGCUUACAGAAACAACAAACCAUGACAUAUCGAACUUUUACUUCAAAAGUCCUAAAAUUGCUGAGAGGCAAAGUGAGGCCAACAAAUUUACCUCUGAGAGGUGCAACCACUCUAUGACUGCAGGACAGAAUUUGCUGAUGCAAGAGAUUUCGUCUGAUCUGCGUUCACAUGCAGAAGUGACGAAAGAGACCAGCAGAUUAACUUCAGUCCAUGGCUAUCCCUCCCUAGCUGCAAUUGAGGAUUGUUACAUGCUCCAACCAUCUCCUCCCAAACAAGUCCCCAAAUCGGAGAACCAGGUACUUCAAACUUCCCAUGUUCCUUCAACAAAGCAUAUCAUGGGACCCAUUCCAUCAAGAUCAGUUUCAGCUAGAAGAAAUAAAGUUCCAAAAAGCGACGAUGCCUUGUAUGCUUAUCAGAAAUCCCCAGCAAAACCAAGAGGUCGUCCACCAAAAAAAAGGAUAUAUGCUAUUCCCAUAGAUGAGAUCAUAUAUCGAUUGAAGAGUCUAGAUCUCAAUGAGAGGAGCACUGAAUUGGCCAGGGACAAGCAAAAUGCAGUUGUCCUAUACAAAGGAUACGGUGCACUUGUUCCAUACCCAGGGUUUGAACUGAUAAAGAAACGUAAACCACGACCUAAAGUAGACCUUGACCCAGAAACAAAUAGAAUUUGGAACCUUUUGAUGCAUACAGAAGGAAGCAAAGACUUUGAAGGAACUGACAAGGAAAAGGAGAAAUGGUGGGAAGAGGAAAGAAAGGUUUUUCGUGGUCGAACUGAUUCAUUUAUUGCAAGAAUGCACCUCAUUCAAGGAGAUAGACGCUUCUCACGAUGGAAAGGAUCUGUUGUUGACUCGGUGAUAGGAGUCUUCCUAACCCAAAAUGUUUCAGACCAUCUUUCAAGCUCUGCUUUCAUGUCUUUGGCCGCACGAUUUCCUCUUCAUUCAAUGAGCAACAGAACAUGUUAUAAUAGUGGGACAAGCACACUGUCAGAGGAAUCAGAAGUCUGUAUAAAUCAUCAGGAUGACACCAUUGGAUGGCAAGAAAAAGUUCCAAGUCAACCUAUCUUCAGUUAUAGCUCUAUGACUCACCUUGGAUCAACAGAGCAUCAAAGAGACAGUGAAACUACAGGAAGAGAGAGGAGCAUAGUGGACGCACAUAGUCAGAGCAUGGGGGAAGACGUCAUAUCAUCACAAGAUUCUUUUGAUUCCUUAAACGUACAGGGCCCUGGAGGACCAAGAUCCAGCUCAGGCUCCAAUUCAGAAGAGGAAGAUUUUAUAACUGGCUGCAGACCAAGUGAGAUUCACUUUCCAACUUUAACAAAUCUUCUACAGAUGGAGAAAACCACAUUCAAGGAAUUUUACAGCCAAAAUACCUGUUCACUAGCGGAUGAGGGAUCCAGGCAAGCGCACAAGCAAUCUAAAAAUAUUGAGCAUACCCAGAAAAAAAAAAGAUUGGACAGAGCAGAUGAUUUCAAUGGCCCUUAUGCAUUUACUUAUCCUUCAUGCGACUACCAUUUGCACAUAAACCCAGAAUUUAGAAUUGCUGAAGUAGAGAAUUUUAAAGCAUUUAGUGAAGAAAGCAUAUCUCCUUUGCCUUCAAUUGAUGUCAGAUUCACAAAGAUGAAAGAUGAAAAUGGCAAUGGCUUUAGGACUGAAGGAUGGGCAGGAAGUGAAGGUGGAAGAACAGUACAACAGAAUGAACUACUAUGUUCUCAAGAAACACAAAGAAUGGGCCCCUCUAUACCAUUAAGCAACCACUCAGUACACCAGGAAAGCAUUUCUAAACCAGGUCCUCACACUGUUUAUGAUUUAUCAUCCUGCCACAAUCAUCAACUGGAAAUGAACAAAUUCCUCCGAUUGGAAAGCCCAUCUGUGGCAGAACCUGUAAAACUUGCAGAAGCACUGGCUAAAAGGCAGAAUAACGCCACACAGCAAAUUCCAAGUGUCCCUAAAGUCACAGAGAAUGCUGGAGAAAGAAUCUCAGUAGAAAAUAAGCAAAUGCAAAUGCACUUGGAAAAUAGAUUUAUCAAACCAAAUUCAAAUGAGCAAGCUUAUUCUUUUGGUCAUGCUUAUGAUAAGACAAGUUCAAAAAUUUCAAAAGCCAAAAAAGGAAGGACAGAGAGUGACAAAACGAGUGCAGUUGACUGGGACAGUUUAAGAAAGCAAGUACAUGCCAGUAGUAGAAACAUAGAAAGAAGCAAAGAUACGCAGGAUUCACUGGACUAUGAAGCAAUAAGACUUGCAAAUGUUGCUGAGAUUUCUAAGGCAAUAAAGGAACGAGGGAUGAAUAACAUGCUAGCAGAACGAAUCAAGGAUUUCCUGAACCGACUGGUUAGAGAACAUGGAAGCAUGGAUUUGGAAUGGUUAAGAGAUGUUCCCCCUGAUAAAGCAAAGGAUUAUCUAUUAAGCAUACGCGGACUUGGGCUGAAAAGUGUGGAGUGUGUGCGGCUUUUAACGCUCCAUCAUCUAGCUUUUCCAGUGGACACAAAUGUUGGAAGGAUAGCAGUUCGGCUGGGAUGGGUCCCCCUUCAACCCCUGCCCGAGUCACUUCAGUUACACCUCCUAGAAUUGUAUCCGGUGCUGGAGACUAUUCAGAAAUAUCUCUGGCCAAGAUUAUGCAAUCUCGAUCAACGAACAUUGUAUGAGCUACACUAUCAAUUGAUUACAUUCGGAAAGGUCUUCUGCACAAAAAGUAAACCAAAUUGCAAUGCAUGUCCAAUGAGAGGAGAGUGCAGACACUUUGCAAGUGCUUUUGCAAGCGCAAGACUUGCACUGCCAGGGCCCGAAGAAAAGAGUAUUGUGGACUCAACUGUUCCCAUUCCAGAUGAGAGAAAUCCAGCCAUAAUUAUCAACACCCUGUCACUCCUUCCACCUGAGAACAACUCACUCAAAGGAACAGAAUAUGAAAGUCGAAAGUGUGAACCCAUCAUUGAAGAACCAGCAACCCCAGAACAAGAAUGCACGGAGAUCUCGGAAAGCGACAUUGAGGACACAUUUUAUGAGGAUCCUGAUGAGAUUCCCACCAUCAAACUCAACAUUGAAGAGUUCACUGUAAAUCUACAAAACUACAUGCAAGAGAAGAUGGAACUCGAAGAAUGUGACAUGUCAAAGGCUUUGGUUGCCUUAAAACCAGAAGUGGCUUCUAUACCUACAGCUAAACUGAAGAAUGUGAGUCGGCUACGAACAGAACACCAAGUGUAUGAACUUCCAGAUUCACAUCCGCUCUUGGAAGGGAUGGACAGACGAGAACCUGAUGAUCCAAGCCCAUAUCUUCUUGCUAUAUGGACACCAGGCGAAACAGCAAAUUCAAUUCAACCACCAGAAACAAGAUGUGGUUCCCAAGAGCCUAACAAAUUGUGCAAUGAGAAGACAUGCUUCUCAUGCAACAGUGAAAGAGAAGCUAAUGAACAAACGGUCAGAGGGACAUUACUGAUACCAUGUAGAACAGCAAUGAGAGGGAGCUUUCCUCUCAAUGGUACAUACUUUCAAGUUAAUGAGGUAUUUGCAGACCAUGAAUCUAGCUUGAACCCAAUCGAUGUUCCAAGAGCAUGGAUAUGGAAUUUGCGAAGAAGGACUGUCUACUUUGGAACCUCUGUAACAACAAUAUUCAAAGGCCUAUCAACCGAGGGAAUUCAAUUAUGCUUUUGGAGAGGAUUUGUCUGUGUGAGGGGAUUUGACCAGAAAACACGGGCACCCCGGCCUCUAAUGGCCAGAUUGCACUUCCCUGCAAGUAAGUUGGUCAAGUCAAAAACUAAGAACCAGAGAUAAACAGGAUAUGAUACAGAAAGGAUCUCUAGCAGAAGGUACAAACCAAGGCUGCUGAUACCAAAAAAAAAAAAUGCUGACCAGGUGAUAAGGAAGAUCAUUUACUAACAGAUUGCUGUCGGUUCAAUUAAAAUUCUUCUAACAUGUUAUGCAUCACUACCUGAUAGACAGGGAAUAGGGCAACCCAUGACAAGAGGAAUGCAGUUUGUAAACAAUUGAAAUUAUGAUCAUUAUAUCAUUCUUGCUCGUGAAAGAGCCAUUCUUAUAAAAUUGGCCACUGUCACUCUAGACACAUGUUAUGUGACACCAUUCCGCUUUUAGUAAUCAAUAAAAUGAUGCAUCGUUGGAUGUAA
This is a messenger RNA of Carya illinoinensis, 6410 nucleotides long. Its product is annotated as transcriptional activator DEMETER-like. NCBI's taxonomy places the organism in Eukaryota, Viridiplantae, Streptophyta, Magnoliopsida, Fagales, Juglandaceae. Gene Ontology annotation, molecular function: DNA N-glycosylase activity; 4 iron, 4 sulfur cluster binding; DNA demethylase activity. The coding region runs from base 1 to 6060 and encodes 2019 amino acids. Gene Ontology annotation, biological process: base-excision repair. The transcript has 21 exons. The record is from RefSeq and is a predicted model, not a curated record.